Molecule: messenger RNA, 892 nt
Organism: Piliocolobus tephrosceles (Ugandan red Colobus)
Lineage: Eukaryota; Metazoa; Chordata; Mammalia; Primates; Cercopithecidae
Product: POTE ankyrin domain family member G-like
Exons: 6
Coding region: 38-424 (128 amino acids)
Molecular function (GO): protein binding
Source: RefSeq, a predicted model, not a curated record
UGCUCUACACUAUGCCAUCCACAAUGAAGAUAAAUUAAUGGUGAAAGCACUGCUCUUAUACGGUGCUGAUAUUGAAUCAAAAAACAAGUGUGGCCUCACACCACUUUUGCUUGGCGUACAUGGGCAAAAACAGCAAGUGGUGAAAUUUUUAAUCAAGAAAAAAGCUAAUUUAAAUGCACGUGAUCGAUAUGGAAGAAAUGCUCUCAUACUUGCUGUACGUUGUGGAUCAGCAAGUAUAGUCAGCCUUCUACUUGAGCAAAAUAUUGACGUAUCUUCCAAAGAUCUAUCUGGACAGACGGCCAGAGAGUAUGCGGUUUCUAGUCAUCAUAAUGUAAUUUGCCAAUUACUUUCUGACUACAAGGAAAAACAGAUGCUAAAAAUCUCUUCUGAAAACAACAAUCCAGGUAAAGAAGCAGAAGAAUAAUGUUUGACAGAAGGAACAUGCAACAAGAUUGUGUGUUGUCCAGAAGGGACAUCUAAGGAGAUAUGCCUGUUUGGCAGGAAGAGCAGCAAGUGCAAAAGACAAGAUGCUUGAGUGAACUUUGGAGGGUUUCUGAGCAGUUCACUUUUGCUAGCACCAAAAGUGUGAGAUACCAGAGGUUGGGAAUGAGGUGAAUACUUAGCUAAGUGUGAAAGCCACCAUGAUUCUUUGUAAGCAAACAGGCCUGACUGAUAUCCUAUAAAACUUUAUUUACAAAGCCAUGAGGCAGAUUGGAUUUGGACUGUGGCCUAUAGUUUGCUGGGAUUGAUGGAAUGUAACCUUGUAAAGAAACCAGGAGACAAAGGACACUUUUGCAGUAGUCAGCUAUAGUUUGCUUGUCACACAUCCUUGGACUAGUAUCAAUGUAUUAUAAGGUUUUCACCCAUCCGUGGUGAAAUAAAGUUAGGAAUC